This is a messenger RNA of Phanerochaete carnosa HHB-10118-sp, 1074 nucleotides long. RefSeq lists its product as uncharacterized. Bases 1 to 1074 code for a protein of 357 amino acids. The record is from RefSeq and is a predicted model, not a curated record. NCBI's taxonomy places the organism in Eukaryota, Fungi, Basidiomycota, Agaricomycetes, Polyporales, Phanerochaetaceae. The transcript is spliced from 2 exons.
AUGAAUCCCCACUGCAUCAGUCUCCCCGACUACGACAUUGCACAACGUCGGGGUGUACUCCCAGUCUCUCAGGCCGAAGAUGUUGUGCACACGUCUGACUUCUGCCAAGACCUGUAUUACCCUGAAUAUUCACCGCUGUACAACAGCGGGUCUGUUGACUCAUUCCAGCCUUUCUUUUUUGGCUUCCACGGCGCGGCUCAGGAAGUUCCUGUUCCUUCUAUCACUCCAUACACCCGGGUACCAGGCAUGAGUUCGAGCGAGUCGCAGUCACACUUUCCAUCGCGGAAAGGUUACUGCGGUCAGGCAUCUGGGCCUUUCUCAGCGCUCCAGGACACCCCGUUCUCGCCUUUACAUGCACCGCUUUCCACUUCCUCCCGAGCACACGUGUCCCAUUUCACUUAUUCACCUGGCGGCGCCCACACCACGUCACCGUUCGGUCCUCGGACUUCACAUGCAGUUCAGCUAGAUGCUACCAAUUCGUCCUCCUUGCACCUUGCUCCCGGAUCAAUCACGGGGACGUCUAUUCUAGUUUUAGGCUUCGAGACAACCGCCAAACACAACGGAUUCAACGCGCUAGGCACGGAGCCCAUGUCCUCCGCCGGCGCAAAGCGCGCCGAGUACCAAGGCUCUCCUUACUCCUGUACAGCCAUUUGCAUACCCCCAAAUUAUCCCGCGCCCUCCGCCAAAGUUAAACGCAUCACCCGUCGCAUGAAUGAAGUUGUCUUUACCGGCGCAAUCCCCGAGCCGAAGACAACGGGCCCGGACGCAUGGCGCUGCAUGCAUUGCGACUACGUUCAGGAAAGCAAGUUUCUUAACAACCUGAAGCGCCACAUCGCAGCGCACUACCCACUCUCCGUAGUCUGCAAGGGUGUACCCCUCAAAGAUGCACCGCAGUACAGUGUCAUCGACACCGGCGACGUCAUGGAGUGGGAUGGUGAGCUCCGAGUCGGUGGCUGCUUCUCAGGCUUCAGCCGUCGCGACGCACUCUUGCGCCAUCUAGGCAACCCGAAUGUAUCCUGCGUGGGCGAGACUGGCGUGACUACACGCUUGCGAAAGUCGAGCGCCCGCGAGUGA